UCCCCUUGUUUAUAGUUGAUCUCAUUGUUGGCGUGUUCGUGUGAUAUACAAUCGUUGGAAGCAAAUUUCACAAUACAUUUUAACCAACGAUAUGAAGUUCUUGUCAUGUAUAACAUCAAUCAAUAAUGAUGAUGAGAAUGAAGAAAGUAUUGUCAAUGAUCGUAAAAAAUCUAAAUCAUGGUAUGAGCCAUUGAGACAAUUAUUCAAAUCAUCAAACAAAAAGAAUCGUGUUAUCAUUUCUGAUCCAACGCCAUUGUCAAAAGAGAAAGUACCCGAAGUUACUGGUGUUGUUCAAGUUGGACCCGAAGAAUUAGGUGAAACUGUCGAAAAAUCACUGAAUAAUAAUAAUAAUAAUGAUAAUAAUAACGGUGAAGAGAUAUCGGUGAAGGAUUUGAUUGUUCCAGAUAAAGUGAAUGCCGAGACUAACACUGAACAACACGAAUCAAACCAACAAAAUGAACAGCAACAACCAAAUGAUCAAUUAAUUGAAUCAAAAGAGAAUGAAAUUUCAGAAAUAAUUGAAGAUAAUGAAAUCUUCAAUUAUGGUUGGUAUUGGGGUGAUAUAACACGACGAGAUGCCGAAAAUUUGCUUAGAGGACAAGAAGAGGGAACAUUUUUGGUGAGAAAAAGUUCCAAUCAACGAUUUCUUUAUUCAUUAAGCUUUCGUUCGAAUGGAAAAACUCUUCAUACACGUAUCGAAUAUUCAAAUGGUUUAUUUGCAUUCUAUUCAAAUGAUUCAAAAGAAAGUAAAGAGCUAAUCGAUGGUAAUUCGUCAUUAUAUGAUCUGAUAUCGGAUGCAAUGAAUCAAAAUAAUGCCGAAAAUAUAUUUUUCUAUUCACGCGGUUUACAUAAUAACGAAGCGUCUCUUCAUACCAUAACAUUGGUUCGACCAUUAUCACGAUUUCAAUAUGUUAUCAAUUAUAAUUAUCUUGAUGAUGAUCGACAUCGUUCAUUACAAUAUUUAUGUAAAUUUAUCAUACAUCAUUCAUCAAUUGCUCAAACUCAACUUAUCAUAAAACAAAAUUCUCUACCCGAAGAAUUACAAACAUUUUUAAAUAAUGGUCUCCUUUUUCCGUAUGUCGUACAGAGAAAAAAUCAAAAAUGA
Molecule: messenger RNA, 1105 nt
Organism: Dermatophagoides pteronyssinus (European house dust mite)
Lineage: Eukaryota; Metazoa; Arthropoda; Arachnida; Sarcoptiformes; Pyroglyphidae
Biological process (GO): phosphatidylinositol phosphate biosynthetic process
Cellular component (GO): phosphatidylinositol 3-kinase complex
Molecular function (GO): 1-phosphatidylinositol-3-kinase regulator activity
Source: RefSeq, a predicted model, not a curated record